AUGACAGAUGCUGCAGCGCGAGAUGCAUACACGGCCUACGGCGUGGACUUGAUUCGGACUGCAGGGCUGCUUCUGCGAACCACUCCCUCCACAAUUUACCGCGCCUCCAUUCUCUUCCAGCGCUUCGAGGCAUCCGUAGAGACCCACUUCCGCUCUCAGUACAUUGGCGCACUCGAUAUGCCUGCUUAUCGAAAUUGCCUUAGCGAGGAUCUCAAGCGUGCGCAGCUCGAGUUGCUUGCCGCCUCAUCGUCCAGCAGCAAUCCAUCCAUUACGGACAAGACAGGUGACGCUUCAAGCAAACAUGCGCACCCUGUCGGCGUCGAGUAUCUGGUGCCAAACCACGUGCAGCUCAAGAUGCGCACCGGUCUCGUGCCUUUGGUCGACCUGCACGCCCCGCUCGACUACUGCAUUCAUCAUUUAUCGGAUCAAGAUGACAUUAUGUACCUUGUAGCGGCAUGCUUGCUCAUCGCAACCAAGAUGGAGGACCCAUCAAUACGCAUUCGAGCCGUGGUGAACGUCUGUAUGCGGCUGAGCCUCCGCCGCAGCGGCACACCUGUAAAUGACCAGGUCAAGCCCUCUCUGCUACGCUACGAAGACUUCAAGGCCUGCGUGGUAGAGGCGGAGGAGGUUGUCCUGCACCAGCUCGGCUUCCAGACGUUUGUUGAGAGCCCAUACAAGUACGUUCUACUGUACUUGAAUCUCCUGUUGGAACCUGCGAGCGAGGAAACCCACAGCGACAUCAGCGGUGACGGUAGCACUGCAGUAAAUGGUGCGACUUGUCCAAGCGUUGCCACCGUAGCAAAAGUUGCACGACCGCCCGCAGCCCUCACGCAGUGGAUGAUAAGUGCGGUGCGGGUCGUGAACGACCUCCCGCGAUGCCGCCGCCUUCUCGCUGUCCCUGCCGACGCGCUUGCCAUCUACGCCAUACAGCAGUCGUGCCCGUCGGACCUCACACUUCCCGACAAGUGGUCCAGAGCGUUUGGGGUAAGUGAACGCCUUCUCAAAGCCAUCUCGUACCGAUACGGCGUGUACAGCAGUAGCAGUGCUGGAAGUCGACGUGCGACAGCGGCCUUGGCAGAUGCGCGAGCCUUUAGCACGAUUCCGCUGUACCGCACGGUUGCGGAGUGCGAUCAGUACAACCUUGCCAUGAAGCAGCUGAAGGCGGCUCGAGAAGCAACCACAGAGGCGAGCGCCAAAGACGCGUUUAGUGUGUCACCCGCUCCAUCGCCGUCCCCCUCUGACUCUGCAGGUCCGCUGCCCGCAUCCUUUGCUAGCCCGGCGAGCAUCGAAGAGCUGCGCAAUCUGAUUGGCGCCUCCUUUCCUUCUGACGACAUCCAUGACACGUCGCGACGCCGACCGCGUCAAAGUGACGACGAGAACAUCCUCGUGCGGAAAUCCAAGCACGAAAAGCGACACCACCGGCGCCAUAACGACACCCGAGAGUCGCGGAAGCGUCGCCACCACCACAAGUGA
Molecule: messenger RNA, 1473 nt
Organism: Leishmania braziliensis MHOM/BR/75/M2904
Lineage: Eukaryota; Euglenozoa; Kinetoplastea; Trypanosomatida; Trypanosomatidae
Exons: 1
Coding region: 1-1473 (490 amino acids)
Biological process (GO): regulation of transcription by RNA polymerase II
Cellular component (GO): nucleus
Molecular function (GO): cyclin-dependent protein serine/threonine kinase regulator activity
Source: RefSeq, a predicted model, not a curated record